Messenger RNA from Fonsecaea erecta, 1602 nucleotides. RefSeq lists its product as hypothetical. The coding region runs from base 1 to 1602 and encodes 533 amino acids. NCBI's taxonomy places the organism in Eukaryota, Fungi, Ascomycota, Eurotiomycetes, Chaetothyriales, Herpotrichiellaceae. The transcript is spliced from 2 exons. The record is from RefSeq and is a predicted model, not a curated record.
AUGUCAAGACAGUGGGAAGAGAUCAGGGCUUCCAAGCGCCAGAGGCUGCUCGAUUCAAUUCCCCAGAAAUGGCUCUUCCCGGCACACAUCAAGCCUCCGAAUUCUCAAUUGAAUGUGCUCGAGUUCCCAGAGAAGUCGGGGUGGUUCACCAACCAGGAGCUUGAAAUCACCAGGUCGUCGGCCACAGACCUCAUGAGAAGGCUGGCGAAGGGGGAAUGGAGCUCGGAAGAAGUUACGCGGGCGUUUUUUAAGAGAGCGCCAGCGGCACACCAGCUGUUCGAGGUCGCCCUCGCGACAGCCAAGUCCCGUGACGAGCACCUCCGGCAAACGGGCCAGCCCAUCGGGCCUUUCCAAGGGCUGCCAGUAUCCAUCAAGGACUGCUUCGACUUUGCCGGCGUCGACUCCAGUAUCGGAUUCACCUCGCGUGUCGGCAAGCCGGCAGAACACAACGCCGCGGUGGUCGACAUUCUGCUUAAUGCCGGUGCCGUGCUGUAUGUGAAGACGAACGUGCCCACGGCCAUGAUGAUGCUCGAAACCGUGAACAAUGUGACGGGGCGGACGCUGAAUCCAUUGAAUCGCACCCUCACGGCCGGCGGGUCGUCCGGAGGUGAGAGUGCCCUCAUCGUUUUCGGUGGCUCACCCCUCGGCGUUGGCGGCGACGUCGCGGGCAGUCUCCGCAUCCCGGCGGCGUGCACAGGCAUCUUCACACUGAAGCCCAGCGCCGGCCGGUUCCCAGCAACGGGGUGCGCAUCAGGACUUCCCGGGCUGGAGACCGUUCAAGCCGUAAUCGGGCCUUUGGCACGGUCGCUGCAAGACUGUCUUUUGUUUUCCGAGGUCGUGGCCGCGGCUGAGCCGUGGAAAUGGGACACCAAGUCUCUACCCUUCCCAUGGCGUGCGGUGGAACAGAAGAAGGAGAAGCUGAAGUUGGGGGUCAUGUGGACCGAUGGCAUCGUCACGCCGACACCGCCCAUCCAAUGCGCCCUCGAACAAACGGUGAAGAAGCUCCGGGCCGCCGGGCAUGAGAUCGUGGAUUGGCAGCCCGAGGGGCAGCACCUGAGCGGCCUGCAGCUGUUUCGUCAAAUGAUCUCUGCCGACGGCGGGAAGAGUCUGAGGAAAGACCUGGAGCCCACUCAAGGGCCAUGUCGCCCCGAGCAGCAGCUGUGGGCGAAUGCCUUGGAGCUGGGUGUAUACGAACUGUGGCAGAUACACCAGGCGCGUGACGAUCUGUGUCAGCAGUACUUGGAUCGUUGGACGACGUCUGGCAUUGACGGGAUUCUGUGUCCGACCACACCGUAUGCGUCCGUCGAACAUGGGGGGUUGAGGUACCUGGGGUAUACCGCCUUUUUCAACGUCCUCGACUACUCAUCCACCAGUUUCCCGUGCGGACUGGCAGCGAACAAAGAUCUGGACCGGGCACCGGCAGAGUACAUUCCCCGAAAUGACUUGGAUGCACAGGUGCAGGACUCUUACAAUGCCGAAGCGGUGGAUGGCAUGCCCUUGAGUCUGCAGAUUGUGGCCCAGAAACUGGAAGACGAAAAGGUUUUCACCAUGGCACAAACGAUCUUGGAGGCGGUGAGCCUUCGAGCCACAAGCUCUAUCUGA